CUGCGCAGAAGGCUACCGCGCAGAAAGCUACCGUGCAGGCGCAGGCGCACGCUCGGGGUGGGGCGGGGCACGCGCCACACAGACCGUUGGUGAUUGGACAAAGCGGGUGCCGGGGGUGGGCCUCUCAGGGCCGCUUUUAAAAGACGCAUCUGGGCCGCGUGUUCCAGCCUGAGGGGAGAGGUUGACGCCUGAGUAAUGGCGGCAGCCGGAGGCAGCCGGCGGACGCGUAGCCUGAGGCUAGGCUUGCCUCUGACCAACACCCGCCUACCGGCGGGGUCAGCCCCAGAGGAAGGCGAGGACAGCCGCAGUGAGUGGGAACUGCGCGAGAAUUUGGGAGACCGACGUGAGAAAACUUCUGGCAGCAGUGACUGGUUUCAGAGGUCCAGGGUCCCCAGCUUCGCUCAGAUGUUGAAAAAGAACUUGCCCGUUCAACCAGCAGUCCAGACAGUAACUAUACCAGCAAGAUGCUCCCCUGAAAGUGGCAGCCUGCUAAAUAUGGCAUCCAAGGUCACACAAGUGACAGGUAAUUUUCCAGAACCAUUGCUUUCCAAAAGUCUGUCAUCUAUUUCAAAUCCUGUCCUUCCUCCAAAAAAAAUACCUAGGGAAUUUAUAAUGAAAUACAGACGUGGAGAAAUAAAUCCUGUGUCAGCCUUACACCAAUUUGCACAAAUGCAGCGGGUUCAGCUUGACCUUAAGGAAACUGUCACAACAGGUAAUGUGAUGGGAUCAUAUUUUGCUUUCUGUGCUGUGGUGGAUGGUAUUCAAUAUAAGACUGGACUGGGACAAAAUAAAAAGGAGUCUAGAUCCAAUGCAGCAAAACUAGCUCUUGAUGAGCUUUUACAAUUGGAUGAACCUGAACCAAGAAUUUUGGAACAAUCAGGUCCUCCUCCUAUCCCUGCAGAACCUGUUGCUGUACCUGAACCAGCAUAUGUUUCUAAAGUACAUUAUGAUGGGAGACAUACACAGUAUUCCAAGAUCUCACAGAUUGUUAAAGAAACAUUUAAUCAACUAAUUUCUAAUCAGUCACAAUAUCUGAAAUGUAGCAAUUCAUUGGCUGCUUUUAUUAUUGAAAGAGCUGGACAUCAUGAAGUUGUAGCUGUGGGCACAGGUGAAUACAAUUGCAGCCAGUGCAUUAAGCCAAAUGGAAGAGUGCUACAUGACACUCAUGGUGUUAUUACAGCGAGAAGGUCCCUCCUUAGGUACUUUUAUAGACAGCUUCUACUCUUCUAUAGCAAAAAUCCUAUCAUGAUGGAAAAAUCAAUAUUUUGUACAGAACCAGCUUCUGAUCUCCUUACUCUGAAACAAGAUAUCAACAUUUACCUCUAUAUGAACCAGUUGCCUAAAGGAUCAGCCCAGAUUAAGUCACUGUUGCGUCUUAAUCCAAAUUCUAUAUCUGCAUUUGAAGCCAAUGAAGAACUGAGUCUCCAUGUGGCUGUUGGAGGCAAAAUUUAUCUGACUGUUUACUCCCCUGCAGAUAUUGUUAAUAGAGUGAACAGUAUGUCCUCAAGCGACAAGUUGACAAGAUGGCAAGUUCUUGGUGUACAGGGAGCAUUGCUGAGUCACUUUAUACAGCCAGUUUACAUCAGCAAUAUACUUGUUGGUGAUAGGAAUUGCAGUGAUACUAGAGGCUUAGAAAUUGCGAUAAAGCAACGUGUUGAUGAUGCACUCACUUCAAGACUUCCAAUGUUUUACUUAGUCAACAGGCCUCAUAUUAGCUUAGUGCCCUCUGCUUAUCCAUUUCAAAUGGAUUUGGAAUAUAAGUCUCUGAGUAUGAACUGGGCACAAGGGGACCUUUCUUUGGAGAUUGUGGAUGGCCUAAGUGGGAAGAUCACUGAAAGUUCUCCAUUUAAAAGUGGUGUGUCAAUGGCAAGUCGGCUCUGUAAGGCUGCAAUGUUAAGUAGAUUUAAUCUGCUUGCCAAGGAAGCCAAAAGAGAUGAUUUAUUUAAAGCAAAUACAUAUCAUGCAGCUAAGCGUAUGUCUGCCUCAUAUCAAGAAGCUAAAACUUUAUUGAAAUCCUACUUACAGCAACAUGGCUAUGGCUCCUGGAUUGUGAAAUCUCCCUAUAUAGAGCAAUUUAAUAUGUGAAUUAGACAGUUCCUUAUCAUAUUAAACAUCUUUUGUUUUUUUGGUG
Messenger RNA from Chinchilla lanigera (long-tailed chinchilla), 2131 nucleotides. It is a transcript of the gene Adad1, whose product is annotated as adenosine deaminase domain containing 1 (testis-specific). The record is from RefSeq and is a predicted model, not a curated record. Gene Ontology annotation, cellular component: nucleolus; cytoplasm. Bases 196 to 2085 code for a protein of 629 amino acids. The transcript is spliced from 12 exons. Gene Ontology annotation, biological process: RNA processing; adenosine to inosine editing. Gene Ontology annotation, molecular function: double-stranded RNA binding; tRNA-specific adenosine deaminase activity; double-stranded RNA adenosine deaminase activity. NCBI's taxonomy places the organism in Eukaryota, Metazoa, Chordata, Mammalia, Rodentia, Chinchillidae.